Epinephelus fuscoguttatus (brown-marbled grouper) is the source of this 1264-nucleotide messenger RNA. Its product is annotated as P2Y purinoceptor 1-like. Gene Ontology annotation, cellular component: plasma membrane. The transcript has 2 exons. Bases 60 to 1103 code for a protein of 347 amino acids. Gene Ontology annotation, molecular function: G protein-coupled receptor activity. Gene Ontology annotation, biological process: G protein-coupled receptor signaling pathway. NCBI's taxonomy places the organism in Eukaryota, Metazoa, Chordata, Actinopteri, Perciformes, Serranidae. The record is from RefSeq and is a predicted model, not a curated record.
CACAGCUGCUGGAGGAGGAGUGGAGGCACCCUGAGAUGUGAUCACUGUCUCUGUUCACCAUGAUAUUGUUCUCCACCCACAACAAGUCGGACACGACUAAACCAGAGGUGCUGUUUGAGUUCUCCAACCAGUCGACAUCAUUCUGUCACCACUUUAAGAACAGCCAGUGGUAUUGCUACAUCCUGCUGGUCAUCUUCACUUUCGCCCUUCCUGUGGGGAUCCUGGGAAACAUAGCAGCUAUAAUCAACUACUCCUUCAAGAAAGCUUCGAGCACCAGCCAUCUCUUCCUGUUCAACUUGGCCCUGUGCGACUCGGCCUGGAUCCUCACCCUCCCCUUCACCCUCUACUUCACCUUCCAGAGGCCGCACCUCAAUGACAUUCAGAUCUUCUGCCAGUUCAAGAGGAUCUCCUUCAACAUCAACAUAUACGGCAGCAUCCUCUUCCUCACUCUCAUCAGUUUCGAUCGCUACGUCGGGACGGUACACCCAAUCAGCUCUCUCCGCUGGUGGGAUGUGGGUAAAGCCAAGCUGUGCUCGGUCUGCGCAUGGAUCGCGCUGGUCCUGACUUCCAUUCCAGACUUAUUUGUGACUUUUGCUAUUCAGCGACCAGAAAACGUCACUGUGUGCAUGGACCACAUAAUGGGCCCUUUUAUUUACGUCAAGACAAUCACAAUUAUCCGAACAGUAAUAGGCUUCCUGCUACCAUUCGCCGUCCUGCUGGUGUUUUACAUAAUGACAGUUCGUGUUUUGAGGCGUCUCCCGAGGGGCAGAAGGCAAAGAGGAGCCCAGUGGACAGGAGGGAAGCCUCUGCGUCUCAUCACUGCUGCCAUACUGGUCUUUGUGGUUUCCUUUGUGCCGUACCACGUCAUGAUCAUCACCCUGGUGUUCAUGAGGAUCCAUAAGCAGAUCACAAUAUCGAACACCGGUGUCCUCUAUGCUUCCUAUGAGUUCUUUGAGGCCAUGUGCAGCGUUAGCAGCUGCCUGGACCCAGUGCUGUAUAUUGUGGCCAGUGAGCAGUUCCAGAGGAAGCUGCUGGCUUUGAAAAGACACCGAUACAAGAGGCUGUGCUGCAGAGCCAACAGGAGGGUUGGAGUCAUUGGGUGACUGAGUGGAUCCAAUGCAUGACUUCUUUGGCUAGUUAUCCUGCAUAUAUGUAUCAUGUGGCAGGUGUUAAUGGUACAACUAUCAUGGCCUAAAGUAGGCUGGUAAACUGCACCAUUAAAGAACUGGAAUGAAAAAUGUAAUUACUGUGCAAGAUAAAUUGC